AUGACACGUCACUUGCUCCUCUUCGUAUUUUGCGGCGUUUUUGGCCAAACCCGGGCCGAUAAUACCCCCCUGUCGGGCCCCACGGACCCCGGCCUCAUCCAGCAAGUGAACCCCAAUUACGACGCCAUUAAGGGGCUGAUUUGCUACCAGUGCCAUUCGGUCACGACCGAAUUGCAGCCCUUGUGCGACAAGUCGAUUUUUAGGCUGGCGACGCGCCAGGAGAAGUACAACAUGUCUCUGCAGUGCCCCUCUUAUCAAGGGUCUUACUGUUUCACGAAAACGCGGAAAUUGAAUCGACACGUGGAAACGUUCAGGGGCUGCAGUGGCCCCAAAGACAAGCACGGGAAUUUAUUGAAAGUGGGGUGCAUGAUCACGAAAAAGGAGGUUUUGUGCUUGUGUGAUACGAAGUUCUGCAACAGGGCCGUCGGUUGUGGGGGCGUAGCAGUUCUUGGGCCGGUUUUGACCACAAUUAUUUUAGUUUUUAACGAGUUUGUUUGAUUUUAUUCAAAUUGCCCGCGCUAAGAAGCGGUGGUGGUCGAAGUUUUUUGUCCAAUUAGUGAGACAAAAAUUAUGUAAAUAAAUAAAACAAUGUUUUUGGUAA
Tribolium madens (black flour beetle) is the source of this 601-nucleotide messenger RNA. RefSeq lists its product as uncharacterized. The transcript is spliced from 2 exons. Lineage: Eukaryota; Metazoa; Arthropoda; Insecta; Coleoptera; Tenebrionidae. The record is from RefSeq and is a predicted model, not a curated record. Gene Ontology annotation, biological process: positive regulation of voltage-gated potassium channel activity; sleep; regulation of synaptic transmission, cholinergic. The coding region runs from base 1 to 498 and encodes 165 amino acids.